Molecule: messenger RNA, 1672 nt
Organism: Rhododendron vialii
Lineage: Eukaryota; Viridiplantae; Streptophyta; Magnoliopsida; Ericales; Ericaceae
Product: beta-amyrin 28-monooxygenase-like
Exons: 4
Coding region: 43-1500 (485 amino acids)
Biological process (GO): sterol metabolic process
Molecular function (GO): oxidoreductase activity, acting on paired donors, with incorporation or reduction of molecular oxygen; iron ion binding; heme binding
Source: RefSeq, a predicted model, not a curated record
UUGAUCAUUCUCUCUCAGUCUCUAUUGUUCAUCAAAAUAGCCAUGGAUCUGUUCUCCCUCUCCCCUUUGCCUGGUUUACUACUUUGCACAUCCCUCACUCUCAUCUUUCUCUGGUCUUUUUUCACAUUAACCAAACACAAAUCUCGUAGCGCAAAUCUUCCCCCCGGAAAAGUGGGAUAUCCAAUUAUAGGAGAAACCCUACAAUUCCUCCUGUUCUUCCGAAAGGCCCGCCAAGAAAAGUUCAUAAGCGAAAGACGAAAGAAGUACUCCUCGGAUGUAUUCCUAACCUCUUUGUUCGGGCAUGACAUGGUCUUUUUCUGUGGUCCUGCAGCAAACAAGUUCUUGUUUUCCAACGAGAGCAAAUUAGUUGCGUCGUGGUGGCCAAAGUCUAUCAACAAGCUAUUUUACUCUGACUCUUCCGUCUCCAGCACUUCCAUGGUGGUGAAGUCGAAGUUGUCUAGGGAAUUGAUCGCAGUGUUUCUUAAGCCGAAUGCAGUGCAGGGUUUCGUACCUGCCAUGGAUCGCGUAGCAAGGGAGCUUAUAAGGAAGGAAUGGGAGCCGAAGGCCGGGAGAGAAGUGGUGGUUUAUGAGAUGGCGAAGAAAUACACGUUCGAGUUGGCUUGUCAAUUGCUGGCAGGUAUCGAAGAUCCUGAGCAUUGGGCUGGAUUUCACGAUAGAUUUGCUAGUGUUUUGGCUGGGAUAACGUCUGUGCCCAUAGAUUUUCCAGGGACAACAUUUAGCAAGGCCAUAAAAGAUGCUAGGUUCCUCCGCGAGAAGAUUGCGGUGAUCAUCAAAGAGAGAAAAUCAAGGCUCGAGAAGGAAGAGAAUCCGAGUAUCCCUGAUCUAGUUUCGGGCUAUCUUCUCACUCCAGAUGAGAAUGGAAAAUUCAGGAGUGUAGAAGACACAGCUGAGAAGAUAUUGGGCACAAUGAUUGGUGCCUUCGAAACUACAUCCAUGGCACUCACCUUCACUAUCAAAUAUCUCGCAGAGCUUCCCCAUGUUUAUCAAGAGGUUUUCAAAGAAAUAAUGGAAAUUGCGAAGGCCAAAGGGCCAGGAGAGCUGCUAACUUGGGGUGACAUUCAAAAUAUGAGGUAUACUUGGAAUGUAGUGUGUGAGACUAUGAGGCUAGCACCCCCUGCACAAAUAGCUUUCAAAGAGGCUUUAACCGACUUCACUUUUGCUGGUUAUACAAUACCUAAAGGCUGGAAGAUCUGUUGGAGUUUUCAUUCAACUCACAAAGAUCCUGCCUACUUCCCAGAUCCGGAUGAAUUUAAUCCGUCUAGGUUUGAAGGAAACGGACCUGCACCAUACACAUACGUACCUUUCGGUGGAGGGAAUCGGAUGUGCCCCGGGAAAGAGUACGCUCGGCAAGAGAUACUCGUGUUCAUCUAUAAUUUGGUGAAGAAGUUCCACUGGGAGAAAUUAAUACCAAAUGACAGGAUAGUUUUUAAGUCUCCUGAAAAUGGUCUUCCGAUUUGCCUCACGGCUCAUGAAACUUAACCUAGCACUUAGUAGCUAAUGUAGUAUUUAUGUACCAAUAUUAUGUUGUUUGUUGUACUGUUUGUGAGAGUUCAAUGCUCUGCUUGGGAUAUGUUUCUAGGAUUAGUGAAUGUAUAUUGUACUUAAAACUAUGUUGGAGAAAAUGGAUGCUGCCUAAUUAAAUCGACAAAAG